AUGCAGUCAGUGGCACAGUAUGGGAGGAUUGUCGCCCGAGCCAUUGCUGCGGGAAUUCAUAACGAAUUUCAACUGAAGAGUCCGUUUGACAAGCCGAAAGAACCGCUUCACUUGGUGACUGGCGCUUCAGGGUUUUCUAAGUCUUUGACCAAAUCAAGCAAUUUUACUAAGUGGACUUUUGGGGACGAUGCUUAUUUCAUCUCUAGGAACAGAUAUGCUGAUGUUAUAGGAGUGGCAGACGGCGUUGGUGGUUGGAGGAACUAUGGGAUUGACCCAUCCACGUUUCCACGGACACUGAUGAUGGUGUGUGAGAGGAUGGUCCGGGAAGGCCACUGUCUACCUCAGUCCCCUGCCAAGAUCAUCGCUGCCGGCUACAGCGAGAUGAUGGAACAGAAAGUGCCAACUUUGGGCAGCAGCACAGCUUGCAUCGUAUCCCUCCACCGAGAGGAGCGCACAAUUUACUCCGCCAACUUGGGUGACAGUGGAUUCUUAGUGAUCCGAGAUGGAGAAGUGGUCCACCGCUCCACCGAACAACAACAUUACUUUAACACUCCAUACCAACUGGCAGUGGCGCCACCGUCACAAGAUGGCCAGUGGCUCAGUGAUAGCCCUGAGAUGGCAGAAAGCUCGUCUUUCAAGGUAGAGGAUGGAGACAUCUUAAUGCUGGCAACAGACGGCCUCUUUGAUAACCUCAGUGAAGAUAUGAUUCUCCGAACUCUUGCCUCACUUCAUUCUCACAAAGAGGAAGAGAGGAUACAGCACGCGGCCACUAGCAUCGCAGAACACGCUUACAAUCUGUCAUUAGACCCCGACUACAUGUCUCCAUUUGCCCUUUCUGCCAGCAGCAUUGGUAUCGAUUUGACGGGGGGUAAGCCAGACGACAUCACCUGUAUAGUGGCCAGAGUAACAUCACAGUCUGAUAUCUUCAUGUGA
This is a messenger RNA of Candidula unifasciata, 933 nucleotides long. The record is from the annotation of a GenBank genome assembly. Lineage: Eukaryota; Metazoa; Mollusca; Gastropoda; Stylommatophora; Geomitridae.